AUGAGCCCAGUGGUUAUUGCUGACUCUGAUGACGAAAGUGACUCAAACGAGCACAUUGCCGCCGCUCCAGCUAUAACAGUGCCCCAGGCGCAAACACGAUCCUUUGAGCAUGGAAGCCUUGCCACUGCGUCAACUGAUUCGAUCCUCUUCCAGCAAGUCUUCAAUGAGCAGUAUGGAGCCGCUUGCGAGAGAGCCCAGCAACUACAGCGGGAUUUCGACGAAGCACCGCAUCAGAGCUCAGCCAUGACCAUUCCUGAUGUUCCCUUUCAGCGAACCACCAAAGGCUUCUAUCAUUCAUCCACCACAUCAGCCACAGAUCCCCAUACGGAUAGGCUUCAAAACACCCAGAUAGGACGGCCCUCAUUGGAUUUGGCCCAGAUUCCCUCUUCGAUGCAGAAGCAAAAUGAGGCUGGCAAGGUGGACCUUUGGGAAGUUCCAAGCAGUCCAGAAGCCCCCGGAUCUCUGCAAAGACAAUCAAAGGGAUUGGAUCAAUUGUAUAGGAAAGAUGGAUUACCUACUACCAAGGGUGCACUUUCAGAUAGCCCUUGGGAUAACCAUGAACUUGUGGAAAGCCGAGGCAACAAACGGAGACGGUUGGACGAGUCUAGGGAAACACCUUCGGCAACAGACGACGUCGAUUUGAUUAUGUUUCGUUCUAGUAACAAGGAUAUCACCAAUGAGGAACUGGAGACGGCAGCAGCAUCCAGUGUCCUGCUCCCUACGCUGCCUGUUGACGCCAAUUCAACAUUCUGUCUAAUACACCCGUCCACAACAGAACGCCAACCGUCAUCUCAUAUUGAGAUGAAUUUGACAUCAAACGAUGUUCCAAAAUACAACAAUUUGCUCUUGAAGCAACAGACACAGUAUGCUGUUGGCUCCAGUGGAACGGUCACUAAUGUCAACACCCCUCGAAGCCAAAUGCUCUCAAGCCAUAAUUUUAGCACUGUAACUCCUAGAGAGCAAGCUAGGGAAGUGGCUACGAAGAAAGUAGAGUACCGAAGCUUUACCACGCGAAGGGAUUCAUCCCCCGACAUCAUUUCUACCCUGACACCCGGUUUGGACAAAGUUACUUCCGAGCUGGAGUAUUCUCCUGGCCUAAAUCUCGAGUCCAAGCCCGAUCAGGAAUGCUGUGACGAAAGAGAUUCUUCAGCUCAUCAGCCCCCACCACGAGAGUUGCAGUCGGAGGAGAGUGAUGCCGAGUUCGUGGCACAUCCUACGCCAAUAGCCAAAUCUAAGAAGAAGAGGGGGCGUCCAAAGAAGCCUCCAGAAACAGAGGAGCCCCUGCCAAUGAAACAGGCUGCAGGUCCUGUAUCGGCCGCGGCUGAUGGAACACCAGAUGCAGCGCUGCAGAAGAAGAAACGAGGGAGACCUAAGAAACAGUCGAGUGAUACAGGUGUAGACGGUGCCCCGCCUCCCGCCGCCACUCCCGUCUCUGCCGUUGUCCCUAGCAAAAAUACGAGAGCCAUGUUGGGACAAGAAAAGGCUUCAGCUAGGAAUGAUGGAGACAAUAUCCAAAUAGCCGCAAAGCAAAGCUCAGUGGAGAUGCCAAAUGAGCAGGGAGCUGCCGAAGACGCCUCGUCCGCAGCAGACGACACGGAGCGUGUCCGGCAUCAGGCAGCCCCAGGCAGCCAGAAGAACCCGAAGGAUCAUGCCACCAGCCAGAGCAUUCCUAACAGGCCACAGGACGAGGACGAAUCCAAAGGGCCAAAGCAACCUGCUGCAAGAGGGAGAGAAGAGAAAUCGGGGGGUGACAAGAAGGGAUCUUCGGCACAAGGGAUGGCCAAACCCCUGUACAGGGUUGGGCUGAGCAAGCGAUUUAAGAUUGCCCCGCUGCUAAAGUCUGUACGCAAACCAUGA
Molecule: messenger RNA, 1857 nt
Organism: Trichoderma harzianum CBS 226.95
Lineage: Eukaryota; Fungi; Ascomycota; Sordariomycetes; Hypocreales; Hypocreaceae
Exons: 2
Coding region: 1-1857 (618 amino acids)
Molecular function (GO): DNA binding
Source: RefSeq, a predicted model, not a curated record